CCUUUUCUGCUGCUACCUCAAUACCCUCAUCUCAGAGAAAACGGGACUAUGUGAAAAAUUACUACUACGCCAUUAUACUUGCAGAUGAUUAUGCUACACCACACGACGUUGAGAUACUUUUAAAUGUUCAUUUCGAAGGACAAAUUGGUGCUCUUGAAAAUCAUUACUUAUUUAGUUCUCCAAAGGAACUAGCACCUCACAAAUUAGCUUCUCGUUCGCCGGGGGCCGAAGAUAACUCCAACGACCGUGUAUUGUUGGAAUACGAAAAGCUUAAAAAAAAGCGACACUCAAAUCCAUUAGCUUUAGGAAAAAGGGAAACAAACAUUAUAGAUGGCAUUCUUUCCGUGGAAAAGCAAAAGCUGAGAAAACGACACAAGAGGAUUCCGCCGCCUAAUACACAUAGCAACCCCUUAGGUAUUAAAGAUCCAGGCUUUCAAUAUCAAUGGCACUUGCUAAAUGUCCAGGAAAAGAAUGAUAUUAAUGUAACAGGAGUAUGGGAGGAAGGAAUAACCGGCAAAGGCGUGAUAACCGCAAUAAUAGAUGAUGGACUAGACUUGUCGAGUGAUGAUUUAUCUGACAAUUUUUAUGCCGAAGGGUCUUAUGACUUUAACGAUAACAACCCAUUACCAAGACCUCGGCUUUCGGAUGACACGCAUGGGACCCGAUGUGCCGGUGAGAUUGCAGCGGUAAAAAAUGAUGUAUGCGGUGUUGGUGUCGCUCCCGAUGCCAAAAUUGCAGGGAUUAGAAUACUGUCAGGACAAAUCACGGAUGCUGAUGAGGCUACAGCCUUAAAUUAUGAUUUUCAGAAUAAUCAAAUAUAUUCUUGUAGUUGGGGGCCACCGGACGAUGGUAAAUCCGCAGAAGCUCCUAAAGGUCUAAUACUUAAAGCCAUAGAGAAGGGAAUAAAAGAGGGUCGUGGGGGAAAAGGAAGUAUAUUUGUGUUCGCCUCCGGUAAUGGUGGUGCCCUAGACGACAAUUGCAACUACGAUGGGUAUACAAAUAGUUUAUACACCGUCACUGUGGGUGCGAUUGAUCGCACUAAUUCACAUCCGUAUUAUGCUGAAAGAUGUGCGGCUCUUUUAAUAUCCACGUAUAGUAGCGGGAGCGGAAGUUACAUCUACACUACUGAUGUUGGUAAACGAAAUUGUACCAAUUUACAUGGUGGAACAUCCGCUGCCGCGCCAAUUGCAACAGGAGUUUUCGCUUUAGUUCUACAAAUCAGGCCAGAUCUUACUUGGCGAGAUAUACAAUAUUUGACUAUGUUGAGCGCCGUGCCAUUCAAUUUGGAUGAGCCACAAUGGGAACGCACUAAAGCUGGAAGAUUAUUUAGUUAUAGAUGGGGUUAUGGUAAAUUAGAUGCAUAUAAAAUAAUUCAAAAUGCUAAAACGUACAAAAAUCUAGGACCUCAAGUUAAUCUAGAGAUGCCGAUUAUUACCAUCAACAAACCUAUACCGAAUGACGACGAAGGAAUUUUAAGCAAGGUGGUCGUGACUCAGGAAUUGUUAGAUAAUGUAACCUUAGGUAGACUGGAACAUGUCACUGUUACCAUAAACAUUAAUCAUACACGUAGAGGAGAUAUUGAAGUAGACCUGAUAAGUCCGAAUAACAUAAAUUCGAAACUUGGCGAAACAAGACAAUAUGACGAACACAACUCGGGUCUAGAAAACUGGACUUUCAUGACAUUGAAGCAUUGGGACGAAUCACCUCUCGGUGAAUGGACAAUCCAAGUAAGGGACAGACAAAAUCCACAACACACAGGUAUUUUUGUAGACUGGAUGAUCAAAUUUUGGGGAGAACAGAUGAAUAUCACGUCUAUUCCAUCUACCUCUGGCGCAGUUCCGCUGCCAACUGAAAGUACAACGACGACGCCAUCCGUAGAAACUUUGUCGUCUACAACAGAAUACACCGCAUCAAUAUCAUCCACUUUAGUAGUUACUCCAACAGAAACGAACUUUAAUUCAACGUUAGGAUCGGAAGACGAGAACUCGACUAGUUGGCUUUUUACUGGUAUUGGAAUAUCGAUUGCUUUUAUAUUUGCCGGAAUGCUAUAUUGGAUAUACGCCUCAGGAGAUGUCUCAAAUGGAGCCGAGGAAUUUAUUUCUCUUAAUAGAAGCAAACAUUCUAAGACGUCAAGAGAAUAUGACGCAUUUGGUGAUACUUCUGAAGAAGAGGAUAACGAGAGUACUCAUGUAGUGUUUGAGAGUUCUUAUAUGGACGAAGAUGUCAAUGAGGAUGAGAAAGGUAAUGACGAAUCAAACGGUGAGGACCUGAUUGAGCAUCAAGAUGAUGACCGUAAUGUUGGUGGUUCAAGCAACGACGUGUCUCGACAAGUUUAA
This is a messenger RNA of Acaulospora colombiana, 2336 nucleotides long. NCBI's taxonomy places the organism in Eukaryota, Fungi, Glomeromycota, Glomeromycetes, Diversisporales, Acaulosporaceae. The record is from the annotation of a GenBank genome assembly.